Alternaria atra is the source of this 705-nucleotide messenger RNA. RefSeq lists its product as uncharacterized. Gene Ontology annotation, molecular function: imidazoleglycerol-phosphate dehydratase activity. Gene Ontology annotation, biological process: L-histidine biosynthetic process. The record is from RefSeq and is a predicted model, not a curated record. The transcript has a single exon. NCBI's taxonomy places the organism in Eukaryota, Fungi, Ascomycota, Dothideomycetes, Pleosporales, Pleosporaceae. Bases 1 to 705 code for a protein of 234 amino acids.
AUGCCGCGAACCUGCUGCCUCAACCGCGACACGAACGAGACGAAGAUCCAGGUCUCGAUAAACCUCGAUGGCGGCGACCUCUCACCUUACGAGCAUAGCGACUUCUGGGCCGCCUACGACAAGCAGAAUCUCAAUGGCGAGGGUGAGAAGGUUGACAAGGACCAUGCUACCCAGAAAUCGGCGUCCCAGGAGAUCUCUGUCGACACGGGCAUCGGCUUCCUAGACCACAUGAUUCACGCCAUGGCCAAGCACGCUGGCUGGAGUCUGCGCAUCCGGUGCAAGGGCGACCUGCACAUUGACGACCACCACACGAGCGAGGAUGCAUUCUUGGCGUUAGGCACAGCCUUCAAGAAUGCGUUGCAGGGAAGCACGGGUCUUGCCCGUUUUGGACACGCAUACGCACCGCUCGAUGAAGCGCUAUCACGGGCCGUCAUCGACCUGUCGAACAGGCCAUACAGUAUCAUUGAGCUGGGUCUCAAGAGGGAGAAGAUCGGUGACUUGAGCUGCGAGAUGAUUCCCCAUUGCCUACAAAGCUUUGCGCAGGCGUCUGGCACCACCCUCCACGUUGACUGCAUACGCGGCGACAACGAUCACCACAGGGCAGAGAGCGCCUUCAAGGCUCUUGCGGUUGCUAUCAGGCAUGCGACAACCGUGGUGAAGCAGUGGGAGGGUGAAGUUAGGAGCACAAAGGGCGUGCUUUACUAA